AUGGCUGAUAAAGGAAAAGAAAUGAUGCCUACAAGUGGAAGUGGAAAUAUGGCAAGCAGCAGUAGUAGUGUUAAUACCACAACAUUAGAGUUGGAUAAUCCAUCUCAGCCUCUUUGGCGUUUGAGUGGUUAUGUACCCCCGAGUUCAGAAAAGUUGAGAACAGUAUUUCUUGCCGAAGAGAAGGUUGUCAUCUUCCUCUUGCCCCUCUCUUCCGCCCACCAUCUUCGCAUCCUCAGCCCGACAGUCCGCUUCUUCCGGCUCUCAGACUCUCAGUACUCCCUUCCGGUGGAAACAUCGGUGCCCGAGGAAUCGACGCCAGAGGCCGUGCAUCACCCAAAUUACUUUCUUGUCGAGUUUUUAUUUACAUACAAUAACUUGCAUCACCAGCGGAUAAGUGGCACUGGGUUGUCUGGACAGCUGCCUGACUUUAUUGUGAGCUGGACACAACUGGAAAGAUUGAGGAUCAGCGACAUACUUGGAACAAGUUCAAAAUUCCCUGAUUUGAGCAGACAAAACCACUUAUCACGCUUGAUAUUGAGGAACUGCUUGCUAUUUGGUCAAAUCCCUGACUAUAUUGGUCAAUUCAAGGCCUUGAGAAUACUGGAUCUAAGCUUUAACAACCUGACUGUUACCGAUGUAGCUGGAGAGGUGGUUGAGAUUGGUCUUGGAGUUCAGGGUUUCAAAGUUGGCGACAAAGUAGUUAGCAAGGUCAAAUUGUUGGAAUUUAUCAUCAAACAAUCUUCAGGGUGUUUGCAUUCAGGGAUAUUUCUGAUAACAAGAAUACAAGAUCAUUGGCUCCAUUCCACCGUCCAUUGGAGAUUUGGAACACCUCCUCAAUUUUUUAGCUUUAACAUUUGAUAAGUGUAAUUAUCAGAUAAAUGAAUUUGAUUUGUGCUACUUCUGUUUCUUAUGUUAAUCAUUAGUUAUCAUGCUUUUAA
Nymphaea colorata (pocket water lily) is the source of this 938-nucleotide messenger RNA. RefSeq names its product probable LRR receptor-like serine/threonine-protein kinase At1g07650. The record is from RefSeq and is a predicted model, not a curated record. The transcript is spliced from 9 exons. Bases 1 to 858 code for a protein of 285 amino acids. NCBI's taxonomy places the organism in Eukaryota, Viridiplantae, Streptophyta, Magnoliopsida, Nymphaeales, Nymphaeaceae.